Puccinia triticina is the source of this 1110-nucleotide messenger RNA. RefSeq lists its product as uncharacterized. The record is from RefSeq and is a predicted model, not a curated record. Gene Ontology annotation, molecular function: nucleic acid binding. NCBI's taxonomy places the organism in Eukaryota, Fungi, Basidiomycota, Pucciniomycetes, Pucciniales, Pucciniaceae. The coding region runs from base 1 to 1110 and encodes 369 amino acids. The transcript is spliced from 4 exons.
AUGUCCUACGAAAACACCUACCUAACUGUUAAUAGCCCUUCAUUCGGCCGCCUUCCUGUCUCCUUCCCUUCCGCCUCGGCGAUGACACCCCCCAUGAUGCCCAUCAUCGGAUAUCCCGGCCAGCAGUUGAUGAUGGCAAGCUUAUCCCCUCACCCCCAAUUACCCAUGACAAACACUCCUGUCAUAGAUAAACUCAACCCACCGCCCCGAAGAACCGGAAUCUGCAAGUUUUUCAACGUUGGAAAAGGCUUUGGUUUCAUUAAAGACGCAAGACCCGAGGAACUACCCGUCUUGACAGGAGAUCCAGGAACUGAUAUAUUCGUACAUUAUUCCUGCAUCGUAUCUUGUGACGCGCCAUACAAAUCACUACUUGAUGGAGAGAUAGUGGAAUACUACCUCGGUCGUAGCAAUAAAGGCUUGGCCGCGCUGGAAAUUACGGGUCCUGGAGGGGUGAAUGUAAAAGGAUGCAUGAACUCUCGCUCCCCAACCGUUCUUCAACCUAUGCCCAACUUCUCUGGACCUAUCCGCAUGAUCACCUCACCGGUCACCUUUGGACCGAAUCACUCACCAAAUCCUUCACCCAUCGCAUCACCUGCCUUUGAUUACAAUACCUUUCCAACCUCUACCGGAUGGUCGAUCCCGAUGAGCGGUGCACAGACCUUGGGCGUCCACUCUAACACCGCCGGCUACUCCCUCGCUGUCGGCAUGCCUCUCGGGUUAAACCAGCAUCUACGAAGGGAAACAACAGAGUGUCUCGGUGUUCCCAAUAACGACUCUUCAGCAAAAAUGUACCGCGUUUCAUCGACUCCGAUAUCAGCGCCAGGCUUUGGUUCUACCCACGUUAAAGGAUUCCGCGAAAGUGCCAACAUGACUAACCUAGGGGUUGGAAUUGGCAUUGGGGUUCACUGGGAACCCAAGUCUCGCGGGAAACCUGUGCAAUGGAGUCCUCCUGGCGCCCCUGGGGAAGCUCUGCAAGAGCUAUCACAAUCACACGGGAGACGCCUUGGCGUCACAUCGGCCACUGAUCGAACGAAAUCCAACUGGAGGGGCGAGGACAUCAAGCAUCGUAUCGUCAGCCUAGAGAUCAAUGGCUCUCGCGCCUCGCCUUAA